Diaporthe batatas is the source of this 2432-nucleotide messenger RNA. RefSeq lists its product as uncharacterized. Lineage: Eukaryota; Fungi; Ascomycota; Sordariomycetes; Diaporthales; Diaporthaceae. The transcript is spliced from 2 exons. The record is from RefSeq and is a predicted model, not a curated record. Bases 1556 to 2365 code for a protein of 269 amino acids.
AUCAGCUCGCUCUUCCGGGGCGGAGUCCUCCCAGCCAAGUCCACGGCAUCGGCAGGGCGAAGGAUACGGAGUACACCUCGUCAAUCAAUUUCUCCGAAGACCCAUGGAUUCGGCACGGCUGCAACGAACCCACCGCUCCCGUGGGCCUCGGCUGAAGAGCAAGAGAUACGAAGCGAAGCCCCGAAAACCACACCACGCCAUGCCAUGCCAUGCCAUGUCCUCUUCUCUUGGACCAGGCAGUCGACAAUCCUCGAUGAUUCUAGGUGGGGCAAUCUGCUUGGUUUCCAAGGCUCCCUUCUGGAUCGAAUCUAAGCAAAGCAUCUUGUCCCGCUAGGCCCCGCUGACUGACUCUUGCAAACCCUGCCUGCCAAAGAGCCAAACUCGAUCCCUACUUGGGUAUCGUAGCCAAUGCCAAACCGGCGACGAAGCGGGGCAGCACAGGUUUUGAGUUUGCUGUGUACCAUCCAAGUAAGCACUGCUACUCUGGCAGUUCAUGUUCCUCCCAGAAUAGAUCAUGUGCCAAGCGGCCCACGCCAACCCGUACGAAAGCGAACCUUCACGGCACAUGGCACAGUCACUGGGUGCUGGGGUUUGAUCACCACCAACUGCUUGGGCGCCUCUUGGCGUGCUCGUGCCGAUCUCGAGAGUCUACCUUACACCCCCACGCACCUCCUACCUGACCUAAGCGACCUCCUAGCUUUGCUUUGGCAAGUAAAAAGGCUUUCGGCAGUCCAAAGUUGUUGCCCUGCAACGACACCGCCCCAGACGGUUUCAAAAAUCCACAACCCUCAACAAGUACACCUCCUACCGGCAGCUAGGUCGUCAUCGUCCCAAAGCCAUUUCAGCCUCGGCCCAUUGGGGAUGGCACUGAGCCCAGUACUGUGCAAUCAAACCGCAGCUCAUCGGACGAACUACCCCGGAACCUCGAUCGCUGUUCAUUUGUGGUAAUAAUGGCUGCUCCGUUAUGUCAUUGGGCUGGACUUGAGACGAGGUGACUGCCAACCAUUCAUCCACCAGUCCUUGCUGAGGCUGAGGCUCCCCGGACCAAUUCCUCCCUUCCCGCCUUCACAUGGCAGCCCACGAGCCUCGGGGCCGUCCCGUCCUGCAGUCGCAUCCUUCCCACCCUACUGGUAGAGAUGCCCAAUCGGGUUCGGAUUGCUGCAUGUGCAUGGGGUGAAACAUUCCUUGAUCAAUGACAGGACGGUAGUUCGAUCGUUUGUCCUUCCGCUGCCAGGCCUAUUACGGCAAUUUGAGCGCAGAAAACGUGGCUGCAUGACGUCGACCCAAUCACUGCUCCGCCGUCCAUAUAGACUUGGAUGUCAACAUAUACGAUCAUGACAUCGAGCCUAGUCCUGGUAGCGGUCUAGCUUUGUCCGCUCCCGAGUGCUGCGAGACCAUGUGUCUUGACGCAUUCUCCCCGGAGCCGAUGGAUAAAUACUACUAGUAGUGAGAGGGAGCCGCAAGACACCCGCUGUCCGCUCUUAUAACCUCAUUUUGAUGUUGCCUGUCGCGAGUGUCCGUCGUCCCCAGCUGCCAGCUCGAGACUCGCGGUAGAAUGGCGCCAGCCACAGAAGUCGCUGUUGCGGUUCCUCACCGCAAGCGACAGAGCGACUGUCCUGUAUUAUUCCCAACCGACUGUGGAGAUGGAUUCUGCUGUGGUCCCUCGAGUACUUGUGUCGAGUCGCGUGGAAGCACAAUGUGUGCCUUCGCUGGGGGCCCCGUCAACUUCCCUGCCGCGCCUGGAGCAGCAACGCCAUCACCAACCCCAUCUACAAGCGCGAGAACCUCUUCCAGCACGAAACUUCCGACCAGUACCACUCAGCCAUCGACAGAACAAGUCUCCACCACAACGCCACCCCCCCAAAGCAUGGGCACGGGGUCGGUCGCCGGGAUAGCCGUCGGUUCUUCAAUCGGAGGAAUCAUGCUCAUCCUGUUCAUCAUAUCCGCCCUGAUGUGGUAUCAUCGGAGGAAGCAGCCACGCUCGGAGCGAGACGAGGGAUUCAACCCGGCCACAGACAGCGUGCGCGCAAUGAUAGACAGUCCUCGAAACACAAGUUCUCAGGUGGUAUCAAUGUAUGACCCGGCUGCCUGGCGCGAAAACUAUUCGGCAGCGUCACCGCGGGAGUUAGACGGCCGCCCGUCGAUGCAGUUUCCCAAGCAUGUCGCCAGCGAUGCCGAGCUGCGAGGGGCUGCGUCUUCGAUUGUGUCUCCCGUAGGUACCGUUUCCUCACAUGGAAGGAUUUCGCACUCUUCUUCGGGAUCAUCCAGAAUGUCUAGAGAUGGCUUGGCUGUGCAUGGGGGUGGGGCUCCUCCCUAUGCUCGGAGGACUUCGACAAGGGGAACUCCAAUUGCCGAGCUGGAAUAAUUGCUAAAUUGAUAUCUAAUCCUUCAUACCCUCCUCAUUAAUUUAAAUGUCAUUUGUGACAUUGCCA